AUGCGGAAGCGGAACGUUGGUAUGGAGUCAUUGGUUCCGCCACCGCCGCCUCUUCUCGUUUGUGGAUUAACUAAUAAAGAGCAAGAGAUGUCAGAAAUGGUAUCAGCUUUGGCCCAUGUAGUUUCGGGCAAUCCGACUGAAGAAGCUGUGCAAAGACCGGAAGAUGCCACAGGUGGCGGUGGCGGUGCUAAUCCUACUGCAUCUUCAUGGGCUGUUGGAGAUAAGAGGUUACGUCAACAGCAAAGCUCUAAGCAGUUAUCUGAAUCGUCUGAUAGAGUUUACAGGGCACAUAGUGAUGUUUCCUCUGGAUCAGAAGCAGUAUAUACGUAUACUACUACUACUACUACUACAUAUAAUAACUUUGGCCAUGGGGGAAGCAAUAGAAGAUACCGAGGGGUGAGACGGAGGCCAUGGGGCAAAUGGGCUGCUGAAAUUAGAGAUCCAUCCAAGGCUAGUAGGGUUUGGCUGGGAACAUUCAAUACUGCUGAGGAUGCUGCUCGAGCAUAUGAUGAAGCUGCGCUCAGAUUUAGAGGCAACAAAGCCAAACUCAAUUUUCCAGAAAAUGUUACUCGACUCCUUAUCCCAUCUUCAUCUUCAGCUGAACCUAGUCUUCAUACUCAAACUCGCCAUCAAUUGCAGAAUCCUACAGAGAGAUUGUUGACAUCAGCAUUUCAGUCUCCGUCGAUUUCUUCCGAGAGCAUGCUGUGUUUUCCUCACUUUCCGGCACAGCCGCCGGAGAAUUUCAGGAUCGGCGACAGUCAAAGCAGGAGAGGCGAUAUUGGACCUCAGUUUUCAAGUCAUCAGAAUUCUUCCGGAUGA
This is a messenger RNA of Fraxinus pennsylvanica, 819 nucleotides long. The record is from the annotation of a GenBank genome assembly. Lineage: Eukaryota; Viridiplantae; Streptophyta; Magnoliopsida; Lamiales; Oleaceae.